Effrenium voratum is the source of this 1298-nucleotide messenger RNA. NCBI's taxonomy places the organism in Eukaryota, Dinophyceae, Suessiales, Symbiodiniaceae. The record is from the annotation of a GenBank genome assembly.
GGGCACCUGGGCGUCGCAAGAUCCAAACGUUCUCGAUGGGAGUGCCCGCCGGGCGCGCGGCAUGCCUCAGCCCCUCCGGAAGGCAGUGGCAGCCCUUGGACUCGCCACUGUGGCAGGCGACCCCUCGGGCCAGCCCAUGGCGAGGCACGGAACUUCUGGGCUCGGACCCCAUGACAGCGAGGUCCACCGCCUCGCGGCCCCGCACCGCGGGCAGCGCUGCGGCAGCGGUGGAGGCGGCCGUAGCCGCGGGGGAUGCGGCGCGGGCGGCGGCGGAGGCCGCGAUGGCUGCAGCGCAGCUCAUCUACGCCCAGACGGAUCCUCGGCCGUUGGAUAGCGAUCCGAGGCACUCUGAGUUGCCGAGUGCCUUGAUGCCUCCUCCAGAGCCUACAGACCCAGAGGUCCCAGUUCCGAUGCGGCCUGCCUGGAUGGUGGAGGAGUUCCUGCAGAGCCUCACCGAGUCCAAGGGCUUGGAGGCCUUGGAGCAGAGCAUGGAAAGGUGCGCCGCCCGGGCGCCCGUGGGGGUCUUCCCCACGGCUGCAGUGGGUAGGUGGAAGCAGAUGCCUGACGAACCUCGACCUCAGUUGCAAGCUUGCUUGCAGGAGGAGACCUUGUCCAUGGAGGACUUCAUGCGGAGCCUUCAUCAGGCACAAGAAGCCUUCGAGGAGGCGGUCAGCUGGACCCCGCGGCCUGAAGAACUGAAGCGGAAGCCGCUGUUGUCUUCGAAGGCGCCGGCUCUGGCAGAGGCCUCGCCGGCUCGGGUGCCGGCGGUUGCGCCGGAGGUUGCGCCGGCGGUUGCGCCGGCGGUUGCGCCGGCGGUUGCGCAGGCUCCGCAGGCUCUGGUAGGUCAGAAGGAGCGGAAGGAGAAGCGGAGGAUGGGAAACCUGGCGACCAUGGCGGCCCGGGUGGAGCGAGAGGAGGCGGAAACUCGAGCCUGGGCUCGGGUUGAGCUGAAGUUACCGCGCUUGCCCAAGAAGACGCCCAACCUGUGCCUGAAGGCGCGGGGGCAGGAGGCCUUCAAGCCUGUUUCACGAGAGAAGAAGGAGGUGAAGGUGAAGAAAGAGGAGCCUGGCUUCCUGCCGCCUCUGCCCUCCAUGCGGAGUGUGUACGCCGCCUCGGCGCCCUCCUUGUGCAGGCCUGCGUCUGACCGGGGCCGCCGCGCGGCCCGAAGGGGCAUCUCCACCUCGCGGAGUGCCAGCUCCCUGUGCUAGACUUGCGGAGAAUUGACGGUUUCACCAUUUGCAAGCGCUAGGCAAAGUGGUCAGCUUUUAACUGGACGUUUUGCCGUCGCAAGCAGUGGC